Diprion similis is the source of this 2516-nucleotide messenger RNA. RefSeq lists its product as uncharacterized. Bases 267 to 2516 code for a protein of 749 amino acids. The record is from RefSeq and is a predicted model, not a curated record. Lineage: Eukaryota; Metazoa; Arthropoda; Insecta; Hymenoptera; Diprionidae. The transcript is spliced from 2 exons.
UAUGAUUUUCGUGGUAAUCAAGGAAAAAUCUAUGUUACCCGUUCAAAGGUAUUCACCGUGUAGAAUAUUGGCAACGAAUUCAAACGCAUAGUUCAAUUGUUUAAUAACAAAUGUUGCUGUAGUUUCGAUCUGCAGCCGUCACUCGCUUGAUGACCUUCAGUUACAAAAUUAUGACAUAUUUUGAAAAAAUGACAUAGUCAUUAAUGUUAAAAGUACUCCUUGUUUUCUACGUACUCGUGUUAUCUCUUUAAAAAUUAACCUUACAAAUGAAUUUAAAGUGUAAAUUAAACUCAAUGCGUGCUACACCAGCGCGUUUUCAACAACCUCAAGGAUUACUAAAUACUUCUGAAAAUGCUGCCGCAGGUGAUGCACCGCACGGCCAAAUAUCAUCUGAUCUACAAUUUGAUUCGUCGAGAGAAAUACUUUCUAUGGAUACUUCGUUGAUGCAAAUAGUAUCUAAAGACGACACAGAAGCAAAGAGCAGGUCUGGUGAUCCUUCUACUUGUCCAAUUAACAAUCAGUCUUGGAGUGAUGCAGUGGAAGCAGUUCAUUCUGCCAGUGAAAAAGACUCCCCUUCUAUCAAAACGAUACUACCCGAAGUGUUUGAGAGCAUUCUUGCCAAAGAAGCAAGGUCUGUCUCAGUUGAUUACGUAGCAGAUAAUCAGAAGUAUUAUAAAAGUCUCCUCAGCAACGAGCGAUGUGGCUUAGAUGAUUCUAAAUCAAUGAACAUGAUGAUGCUGGAUGAAAAGGGCAACGAACAUUCUGGAAUUCCUGGAAGAAAUAGUAACGGAUAUACCAAUGUGGAAAAAAUUCUAUCUCCAAAUCAUAAGAUUUCAAUGUUCUCUGCUGAGAUUUGGACAGAAAAAGAACUUCCAAUUGAGGCCUGUAUUUACCCUGAACCAAAAAUGAUCGACAAGACGUACCUUGACAACAACAGAACAACGAAUGAGUUUAAUGGCUUUAUAGGGUGCAACACUGAGUCCAGUGACGUACCACUGAUACAGAUGGAUUUCGACCAAGAAGUAUUCGGGCGAAGUACCAUGAUCAGUCCACCUUUGUCUGCUAGAAAGAGCAGAACGUCAUCACCGGGUCGAAGAACCAUUAAUUUUGAUGGCGAAAUAUGGCCUGUAUGCUCAAACUUGAUACCCAGUGGAAAAGAGUUGUCGUUUUUUACAUUAGGAGAUAAAUCUGUGUCAUCAACAAUUUUAAACGAAAACAAUGAACGAGCAGACACUUCUCUCGUUUUUAGUGGAUGUACAGGUAGACAAGAAGCAUCGUCGAGAUCCAGGACAGAUCAGUUAGUCCUGGAAGAUAGUUCAAAGAAUGAGAAGCUAAUGGAACCAACCCAUGAAAUCGAGUAUCAGAACUUCAGCGUGAAUUCAGCUGAAACCCCACAGAGACAUCAUCAUGAUAAGCGCAAUUGUUGCAACAUCAACUCAGGCAUAAGUAGACCAGACCAAACAGUGAAUAAGAAUUCCACGGACGUGACUCUAAAUUUACAGCCACCCGUCGAAGAGUGGGGUAAACAAAGAUCAGAAUUAGUUGAGCAGAGGAAGCAGAAGAUGAGAAAAUGUGUAUUAAAUAAUUCAGAGGCAUGUGGAAUAAGAAAUUCGCAGAAGAAUGCGUUAACUGAGAGUAAGAAUGAACCAGAGAAUAUCGAUCUGGAACAUGUUUCGAAAGAAGAAAGAAUCGAUUCUUUAUUUUGUGAAAAAAUAUCGCCUGCUGUAAAAUGCAGAGUAAAAACAUCCUCGCAUAAAAAUAAGAGUGAGAAUUUAGGACUUACAACGAGCUACAGCAUUUGUACAAGUGCCGACCAGACCACCUUUGGUCGGACCAAUACUUAUAAACUUUUUGAGCAACCGGAAAAUUAUAAAAGGCCGAUAAUUUCGUUACCAGUUUCCAAAUUACCAGCUACAGAACUGAGAAAUGUCAGCGGGAGCGUUAAGACACAAGGCUUUGUAGAGGACCGGGAAAACGUGAAGAUAUCUCAUCUCAGAAAGUGUGGUAAACGAAACGAUUCUCCAAAGAACAUACUAGUAACACAGCAGGCCAAAAGUCUCACAGAUGCAGUCAACGAUGAAAGCCAAGACAAAGUCGAAUUAGUUUUUCGCAAUACCAGUUUAGUACCAGAUUCUUUGAGCAUCGGAAGCUUCGAUCAGGAAAUUGAUCGGUUAGCUGAUCAAAUUUCUCAACAAGUCAAGAUGGACCCAGCAUUGAGUGAUGUGGUUGAUACUUUGGCAAAAAUAAAAAUGAUCGUAGAGGCUAACCAUCACACGAUAGAAAGACUGCAGUACCGACAUCAAAAUGUUCUGAUUCCGUGUUUGACGCCUUUGGAUACUGGAAAAUCAUUAGCCAAGGCACUGACCAGAUGCAGAAAUUAUAUUCGGAAGAAUGGUGAGAGCUGUGAAGCUAUUAACACCGUUAACAAAUUAUUGAAAAGUCCAGUACAGCACUUAAAGCAUUCGGUGGAACGGCAGAAACUGGCACUGGCAAAUUUAGGCGAGAAAAUUUUUUAG